Messenger RNA from Mesorhabditis belari, 303 nucleotides. The record is from the annotation of a GenBank genome assembly. NCBI's taxonomy places the organism in Eukaryota, Metazoa, Nematoda, Chromadorea, Rhabditida, Rhabditidae.
AUGAACUCGGCGAGUCUCUCCAUCGUUCUAUUCGCACUUUUUGGCAUUGCCCUUUGCGGAGAGCCAUCCGGUUUCCGUCACUUGCGUUACAUGCCAAUGUGCAACAGCGCUUGCGCAAACAAAUUGGCUGCUGUGGUGACGUGCUGUAAGAACAACAACGCCGGCAACUGGGCCUCAUGUGACAAGUUCAAUCAGGCGAUCUGUGCUUGGAAGGACAUCAAAUGGUCGGCCGAUGGGGUCACCGAGUGUGUCUCUUAUCCGUUUGUCUAUCAAUGCACGACGCGUUGGCAGUUGGAUAACACC